Molecule: messenger RNA, 795 nt
Organism: Heterostelium album PN500
Lineage: Eukaryota; Evosea; Eumycetozoa; Acytosteliales; Acytosteliaceae
Exons: 3
Coding region: 1-795 (264 amino acids)
Biological process (GO): mitochondrial proton-transporting ATP synthase complex assembly
Cellular component (GO): mitochondrial inner membrane
Source: RefSeq, a predicted model, not a curated record
AUGUAUAGAUACAGUAGUUUAAAUAAGAUAUAUAAUAGUAGUAGCAGUAGUAGUAGUAUCAGUAGAUGUAUAUUAAAUUGUAGUGGUAGUGAUCAACUACUACAACAACAAUGUAGUAAAAGAUAUAUGUCGUUUUGGUCAUAUCUUAAUCCUUUCAAGUAUUACAAGACAACAGCUGACACACCUCAAAAGAAGAAAAUUCAAUAUGAAUUGAAAGAAGGUAUUUCUUGGGAUUAUAAAGAGAUGUUAAAGAAUCCAAAUAUGAAGUUGUUCCUCGGUACUCAGAAAGCAAUUCCUCUCGGUCAAUCCAUAACAUGCCCACCAAUCACAUCGGUCGAUCUCUACGGCAACAAUGUAAAUAUACCAAAAGAUUUCCCUGCAUCCACACCCGUUCUAUUAGUUGUUACUUUAAAACCAUUUCUUGGACAACAAUUUGUAGAUAGUUGGAUUGCACCUUUCAAAGAGAAAUAUCCAGAUUUACCAGUGCAUCACGUGGUUUUAAUUCAACAAACAGGCUAUAAAUUGUUGGCACCAUUAUUGAAGCCAUCGAGACGUUCCACUUCGGCUGGUAUAACAGAGUCGUGGAGUAACCAGGCAAUCUAUAUUAAAGACGUCAACCAAACACUACAGGAGUUGACUAUAACCAACCCACUCGGUGCAUACAUCUACUUGGUCAUGGAUAAUAAAAUACGUUGGAAAUCAAGUGGUAGAUCAACCGCCGAAGAACUAGACUAUCUCACAAAAGUAACGAAUACUUUAAUGACAACACCGAACCCACUUGCAAAAAAUGAUUAA